Molecule: messenger RNA, 2666 nt
Organism: Fukomys damarensis (Damara mole-rat)
Lineage: Eukaryota; Metazoa; Chordata; Mammalia; Rodentia; Bathyergidae
Gene: Xpnpep1
Product: X-prolyl aminopeptidase 1
Exons: 22
Coding region: 308-2179 (623 amino acids)
Molecular function (GO): metalloaminopeptidase activity
Source: RefSeq, a predicted model, not a curated record
CUGCCCCCCAUCCCGGCAGUUUGGGCUCCACGUUACAGCCCUAGUUCUGGUACCUGCAUUUGAUGCCUUGUUGAUCUUCAGUGCCAGGAAGAUAGGCAGCCGCGGGGCCCUCCUCACCCGUCCGCGGUCAGAGGCUGUGUUAGGGAAUGGUUGGGGUGCUCUUAAGGAAAACCCGGCGGUAGCCUGCCCUGCAUUCCUCUUGGCCACAAGGACGAAUCACCAGGAUUUUCAGCUGAAAAACUUAAGAAUAGUUGACCCUACCGAGGUGACACACUCAGGAGACGCAGGUGCAGAAACAGACAGCAGAAUGGCUCCAAAGGUGACUUCGGAGCUGCUUCGGCAGCUGAGACAAGCCAUGAGGAACACCGAGUACGUGACUGAACCGAUCCAGGCCUAUAUCAUCCCGUCGGGAGAUGCCCACCAGAGUGAAUAUAUUGCUCCAUGUGACUGUCGGAGAGCCUUUGUCUCUGGAUUCGACGGCUCUGCAGGUACAGCAAUCAUCACAGAAGAGCAUGCGGCCAUGUGGACUGAUGGGCGCUACUUUCUUCAGGCUGCCAAGCAGAUGGACAGCAACUGGACACUCAUGAAGAUGGGGCUGAAGGACACACCAACCCAGGAAGACUGGCUGGUGAGUGUGCUUCCUGAAGGAUCCAAGGUGGGUGUGGACCCGCUGAUCAUCCCUACAGAUUACUGGAAGAAGAUGGCCAAAGUCCUGAGAAGUGCUGGCCACCACCUCAUUCCUGUGAAGGAGAACCUUGUUGACAAAAUCUGGACAGAUCGUCCAGAGCGCCCGUGCAAGCCUCUCCUCACGCUGGGCCUGGAUUACACAGGCAUCUCCUGGAAGGAGAAGGUGGCAGACAUUCGGCUGAAGAUGGCUGAGAGGAACAUUGUAUGGUUUGUGGUCACUGCCCUGGAUGAGAUUGCAUGGCUGUUCAAUCUUCGAGGGUCAGAUGUGGAGCACAACCCAGUAUUUUUCUCAUAUGCAGUGAUAGGACUAGAAACGAUCAUGCUCUUCAUUGAUGGAGACCGUAUAGAUGCUCCCAGUGUGAAAGAACACCUGCUUCUUGACUUGGGCUUGGAGGCUGAAUACAGAAUCCAGGUGCUUCCUUACAAGUCCAUCCUGUGUGAGCUCAAGACCUUGUGUGCCUGUCUCUCCCCACGGGAGAAGGUGUGGGUCAGCGACAAGGCCAGCUUUGCUGUGAGCGAGGCCAUCCCCAAGGAUCAUCGCUGCUGUAUGCCUUACACCCCCAUCUGCAUUGCCAAAGCUGUGAAGAAUUCAGCCGAGUCAGAAGGCAUGAGGCGGGCUCACAUUAAAGAUGCUGUUGCCCUCUGUGAACUCUUCAACUGGUUGGAGAAAGAGGUUCCCAAAGGUGGUGUGACAGAGAUUUCAGCUGCUGACAAAGCAGAAGAAUAUCGCAGGCAGCAGGCUGACUUUGUGGAUUUGAGCUUCCCAACUAUUUCCAGUACGGGACCCAACGGCGCCAUCAUUCACUACGCGCCAGUCCCUGAGACGAAUAGGACCCUGUCCCUGGAUGAAGUGUACCUCAUUGACUCGGGUGCUCAGUACAAGGAUGGAACCACGGAUGUGACUCGAACCAUGCAUUUUGGAACCCCCACGGCCUAUGAGAAGGAAUGCUUCACAUAUGUCCUCAAGGGCCACAUAGCCGUGAGCGCAGCCAUUUUCCCGACAGGUACCAAAGGCCACCUUCUGGACUCCUUUGCCCGUUCAGCUUUGUGGGAUUCUGGCCUGGAUUACCUGCACGGAACAGGACAUGGUGUUGGGUCUUUUCUGAAUGUCCAUGAGGGUCCUUGUGGCAUUAGUUAUAAAACCUUCUCUGAUGAGCCCUUGGAGGCAGGCAUGAUUGUCACUGAUGAGCCAGGGUAUUAUGAAGACGGGACAUUUGGUAUCCGCAUUGAGAAUGUUGUCUUGGUGGUCCCCGUGAAGACCAAGUAUAAUUUCAGUAACCGAGGAAGCCUGACCUUUGAACCUCUAACUUUGGUUCCAAUUCAAACCAAAAUGAUAGAUGUGGAUUCUCUUACAGACAAAGAGCUUGACUGGCUCAACAAUUACCACAUGACUUGCAGGGAUGUGAUCGGGAAGGAGCUGCAGAAACAGGGCCGCCAGGAAGCUCUCGAGUGGCUCAUCAGAGAGACGCAGCCCAUCUCCAAGCAGCAUUAAUACCUCCCUAGUUUUGUUUUUAUACAAUGCUCAGGGGAAAAGAAGAAAUAUGGCAGACUCCUGCCAUCUUUCCCUUUCCUCCUCUUUUCCCUAACUCCCUUUUUACUUUUAGACUCUUAAGAAGAACUGAAAAUCUUCUUAUUCUCUUUGAUAUUUUCUUGUAAACACUCAGUCUUUUAUGAUUUUUUAAUUGUUGAGAAUGAGCCAGGAAUAAAAUUACUACAUCAGAAAGGGGGUCCCCACAUAGCUGAAGACUCCAUGAGGGGCCCAAGCUCUUUGGCCAGUGGCAGUGAACCGACAAGUGCUCCGUGCGGUCUUGUUCCAGGUGCUAGCACAUCGUUCACAGUCGCGUGAUGUCUGCAAGGCUGUAUUUAUGAUCAGUGAAUAAAAACGUCAGAACUCUGCGCUGUCUCAGCUGUGUCUUCCCUCGAGACACUGGGUUGCCAGUCAGUAUUGGGAAUUGAAUGCAGGCCCUUGGACAUGUUCG